This is a messenger RNA of Biomphalaria glabrata, 4076 nucleotides long. Its product is annotated as bifunctional 3'-5' exonuclease/ATP-dependent helicase WRN-like. Lineage: Eukaryota; Metazoa; Mollusca; Gastropoda; Planorbidae. Gene Ontology annotation, biological process: DNA replication; double-strand break repair via homologous recombination. Gene Ontology annotation, cellular component: cytoplasm; nucleus; chromosome. Gene Ontology annotation, molecular function: four-way junction helicase activity; nucleic acid binding; 3'-5' DNA helicase activity. The coding region runs from base 641 to 3973 and encodes 1110 amino acids. The record is from RefSeq and is a predicted model, not a curated record. The transcript has 27 exons.
AAAAAAAUUACCCGUAAUUAAUAUCUAGAUCUAGAUGUAGUACUUUACUAGUAGACUCUAGAUCUAAUAGUAAUACUAAUAGUAAUACUACUAGUACUAAGACUAACUAAGUAAUAGAAUGAAGACUGAAGUUUGAAACUGAAAGAGGAUGAAAAAUGCUUUACUGGCUUUACUAAACAGACUAAGCAGAAUAGGCUGCCUUUCCUUUCCUUAGGCUUUACACUUUACAACAAAUUUAUGAUGCUAGAUUGCAGCUAGAUCUAGCAUAUGAUAGACCACUAAUCCACUAUCUCUAUAGACUAGACAGUCAGUAGUAUAUCUAUAGUAUAGACACUCUUAUAAUAUUGAUAUUGAUAUUUCAGGCUCAAAAGUUAAAAAAUAUUUAGAAUCUAGAUCUAUAGAUCUAUGUUUAAAAAAUUAUUCACAGUUCUCAGUUAUUGAUAGUUUUCACGAAGCUGAAGAGCCCUGCCUAGAUCUACUAAGGAGACUAAGGACUAAACAUAAGAAGACUAGAUCUAUUCUAUCGACUAUACCGACUAAGCCAGUCUAAGCCUCCUGAGACGCCUAGAGAAGUCGGGCUAAGUAGAUAUGAAAUUAAAGUUAUGAAUGCUUAAAAAUUGCAUCUAAGCAUUGUACAGCCAUGCAACAAAAAGAUCUUCUACAAGAGUUAAGGGCUUUAAAAAUACUUAUUGAAAACACUAUACAAGAAGUAGAAUCACUCAGUGAAGCUAGUUUUGAAGAGAACAUACAAAGAUCUUUGGAAGAAUGCAAGAAUUCCCUUACAGAAAUUAAUGUAGCUGUUCAAGAGAGACACAUCAAGUGUGAAAAUGAUGACUCCUUAGACAGUUCUAAACUAUCACUGAAUAUGUCAUCAAAAAAUAACAUUUGUGAUUUUGAUGACUUAGAGGAUCUAGGUGUGGAAGACUUCUUGAACACAGCAAACAAAAAACAAGAAGAAAUAUCACUGGAAAAUUAUUCAACAAGCAAAAUGAAGGCAGAGAAGUCUGAGGAGUUGACUAUCGAUAAUGAUGAAGAUAAUUGGGAUGUUGAUGAUUAUGAAAAAUCUGUUUUGGAAUCGAACAGCUCAUUAAUGAAGACUUUAAAUGAUGAUGAAUUCUGUGAUGAUGAUUUUGAUGAUAAAGAAUUAGAGGAAAUUAAUGAAGCUGAGAAAGUUGCAUUGGAAGACAAGGAAUUAGACACUUUACAAAUUGAGAAAGAUUCUGAUGAAAUGAAUUAUCAGCCAACAGAUCCAUGUUAUUUAGAUGUACUAAAACAGUAUUUUGGAUUUUCUAAAUUUCGUCCUUUACAAUGGAAAAUAAUUAACUCUAUUUUGAAUGAGAAGCGAGACAACUGUGUUAUCAUGGCUACAGGUUAUGGUAAAAGUUUAACAUUCCAAUAUCCCUCUGUGUUUACAAAACGAACAUCUUUAAUUAUCAGUCCACUUAUUUCCUUAAUGGAGGAUCAAGUACAUGGUCUAAAGGCAUCCAAUAUAGAAGCCUGCUUCCUUGGAUCUGCUCAAGAAAAUACAACUCAAAUAAAAAAAGAAUUAUUUUCUGGACAUUACAGAUUGGUAUAUGUAACACCUGAAUAUGCAAUAUCAGCUAUAGAGGACUUUAAACGUUUAGAUGCAAAUGUUGGCAUUGACUUAAUUGCUGUUGAUGAGGCUCAUUGUGUUUCUCAAUGGGGUCAUGAUUUUCGCUCGUCAUACAGGAAACUUGGUAUCCUCAAGGAAGAAUUCCCAAAGAUUCCUAUUUUAGCAUUGACAGCUACUGCAACGAUGGAAGUGAGAACAGAUAUUUGUCGCAAUUUGGCACUGAAAAACCCACACCUGGAAUGCACAAGUUUUGAUAGACCUAAUCUUUUCUUGUGUGUUGAACCAAAGACAAAAGACAUAUCCAGUGAUCUUAAGAAAUACAUGAAACGAGUAGGAUACAGAUACAGUUAUGAUGGACCAACAAUUAUUUACUGUCCAACUAAAAAAACUACAGAAGAGAUAGUAGGAGUUCUGAAAGGUUUAGGUGUAUCUUCUUUACCUUAUCAUGCAUCCUUACCAAUGAGAGAUCGCAGAAUGGCUCAUAAAAAGUUUCUAAAUGAUGAAAUACAAGUUGUGGUUGCUACAGUGGCUUUUGGAAUGGGGAUUGAUAAACCUGAUGUCAGAAAUGUUAUCCAUUAUGGAUCAUCUAAAGACAUUGAAUCCUAUUAUCAAGAAAUUGGACGAGCAGGGAGAGAUGGUCUACCCAGUUUUUGUGUUGCAUUUUUUGGCCCAACGGAUUUUAAUAUUUUUAGGCAUUUCGUCAGUGAGAUUGAAAAUAAAACCUUCAGAGAGCAUAAACUAAAAAUGUUAAGGAGAAUGGAAUCCUACUUGUCCAUUACAACUUGUCGGCGCAGAUUUCUCUUAUCAUAUUUCGAGACUAAAGAUCUCAAUGAAAUAGGUGGGACAACAAAUUGCUGUGAUUGUUGUAGAUUAAGAUUAACGCAACUAAAGAAUGGCUUGCCUGCAUCACAAAUAAACAAUAGUCAGGCAGUUGACUUUGGAAAAGAAGCUAAACAUUUGUUUACAGCUAUAGAGGUAACUGGCAAUCGCUUUGGCCUCACUGUUCCAACUUUAGUGCUUCUAGGUUCUGGUUCUAAAAAAAUUGAAGCCUUUUGUAAAAGUGAAAUAUUUGGAUGUGGAAAAUAUAGAAAUCAAAAAUUUUGGGGAGCUUUAGGUAAAGCCUUAAUAUGUGAUGGGUACUUAAAAGAAAAAGUUGUCCACGGAGGCUUUGGUUCAAUAGUUGAGAUGACUUUCAAAGCACGAGACUGGAUAAAAUUUGCCACAUCAGAAAAAAGUCAACUUCUCUUGAUCCCGUCUGGAGAUCUCCUAAGCCAGAAGGAUACAGUGAGCCAAGUCAAAGUUCAAAUGAAACCUUCUUUACCUCAGCUGAACAGUUUUUCAUAUCUAUCAUCUCAUAAAAAUAUGGUCAAAUCAGCUAUUACACCAGUUGUACCUCCAGUUGAUGAAAAGACAUCUAAGCUUGAAAAAGAUUUAUAUACAAUGUUAGUAAAGAAAAGAAAUGAAAUGUCUCAAGAAUCUGGCUACACACCUCACAACAUUGCAAGUAAUAGAGUACUGUUAGACAUGGCUAAAUUCAGGCCAAGUACCAAAAUCUCUUUGCUGAAAUUGGAGGACUUCUCUGAGAUAAAAGCUGACAGAUUUGGAAGCCAGUUUCUGGAACUGAUUAAUUCUUUCUGCUCUGAGAAUUCCAUGAAACUUGAUGACUUUCCUGUAAUAGAUGCCAAUCUUGAAAAUGAUAUGAAUAUGAAAGAAGAGCUUAUGAAACUAUCAGAGACUCAAAGACAAAGUUAUAUUAUGUUUACCUUUCAGAAAAAUUCAGUGGAAGAAGUUGCUGUAAAGCGUGGCUUGAAAACAGGCACAAUCAUAACUCAUUUAUGUGAUGCUCUCAAGGCUGGAUUAAGUGUAAACAUCAAACAACUUGGAGUGACUCCUCAGAUUGAGAAAUUAAUAUCAAAAACAAUUUGGGCUCCACCUGUUAAUGGAGGUAUAUCUAGUUUAACAAAGAUCAAAGACCACCUGCCUUCCGAUAUUGAAUACAAUCAUAUCAAAAUUGUUAUUUCUCUGUUGGUUUUGAAACAUGGCAGUGAAAUAAAAGAAAAUGGUGAACUAGCAUUGACACCAUCACAAAAGCAAGUUUCUGAACCAUCCAAAGUUACCAUUAAUAGUACUGAAGACUCAGAGGAUCAGGAAUCAACUGGACCACCUUAUAAAAAACAAAAAGUUCACACAUCAGCCUUGCCUAAACAGUCAAGCUACACUGCUGAAUCACAAAGCUGCCACUCACAACAAGAAUCUCAAUCUCUAAAUGGAUGUGAUUUUAGUCAGUCAGCUACCAUUAACAAAAAACUACCUUCAUGGAUGGCAUCUCAAAACUUUGUCCUGACUAAGAAAAUGAAGUCAAAAAAACUUCUGAAAUAAAUAUUCAUUUGCUAUGAUAAAAAGAGAGAUAAUGGUGAAUUGCAUUUAUAAUGUUUUUGAAAAUUAAUAUGUUGUUAAGGAAAAUAAAUACACAUAUAUGAAA